AUGGCGACUGCUGUUAAUCAUAAAACCCUCGACUUGGAACCGGUCUCCUCCACUGGCAACUUUCCAGUUCAACGUUGCAACUCAUUCCGGUCUAAUAGCUUCAAAUUCAAGCGCCAAGCCGAGAAACCGCUCCUUAUUGAUGAUGAUGAUUCCUCCUUUGAUCGUGACGAGGAGAACAUUGAUUACUUCCGGGAUUUGAUCCGGAAGGGGAAAGAGGAAAUCGAGCCGUCGAUUCUUGAUCCGAGGGACCAGGGGACGGCGGAUAGUGGGAUCAUGAGGAAUCCUUGUAUGGUCCGGCUUACCGGAAAACACCCCUUCAACUCUGAACCGCCGCUGGACCAUCUCAUGCGCCAUGGGUUCAUUACUCCGGCCCCACUUCAUUACGUUCGUAACCAUGGUCCGGUUCCGAAGACUGAUUGGUCUAGCUGGACGAUUGACGUCACUGGACUCGUUGAAAACCCUACAUCCUUCACUCUCGACCAACUUGUCAAUAACUUCAGAUCUCUAGAGUUUCCGGUUACCAUCAUGUGCUCCGGCAACCGACGGAAGGAGCAAAACAUGGUGAAACAAACCAUCGGAUUCCACUGGGGAGCCGCCGUGACCUCCACCUCACUGUGGCGGGGAGUUCCAUUACGCGAAGUACUGAAACGGUGCGGCAUCUUCAGCCGUCAAAGAGGAGCCUUAUACGUAUGGAUGGAAGGCGCGGACAAUCUCCCUGGUGGUGGCGGCUGCAGCUACGGCACCAGCAUAAGAAGAGAAAUGGCAAUGGACCCAUCAAGAGAUAUCAUAAUAGCAUACAAGCAAAACGGCGACCCACUCCCGCCAGACCACGGCUUUCCGGUUAGGAUGAUCGUCCCGGGGUUCACUGGCGGCCGCAUGGUCAAGUGGCUCAAACGAAUCAUCGUCACCAAUAGAGAGUCUGACAAUUAUUAUCAUUUUAUGGACAACCGUGUCCUUCCAUCCCACGUGGAUUCUUCCGAGCUGGCACAUGCUGAAGGUUGGUGGUACAAACCGGAGUACGUUAUCUACGAAAUGAACAUAAACUCUGUGAUAACAACACCGUCACACAACGAGACGUUGUUGAUUAAUUCAGAGACGACACUAUCCACCUACACGUUAAGGGGAUACGCAUAUUCCGGUGGAGGGAAAAAGGUGACACGUGUACAGGUGACGUUGGACGGUGGGGAGACGUGGAAGAUAUGUAAUUUGGAGUACCAUGAGAAGCCAAACAAGUAUGGGAAAUAUUGGUGCUGGAUCUUUUGGUCAGUCGACGUGGAAAUAUUGGACCUGUUUGGAUCUAAGCAAAUUGCUGUCCGAGCAUGGGAUGAAACAACCAACACACAGCCAGAAAAUCUUAAUUGGAAUCUCAUGGGGAUGAUGAACAACUCAUGGUACCGAAUCAAGAUAAACAUAUGCAAACCCCAAAAAGGAGAGAUCGGGAUCGUGUUCCGCCACCCAACAGUCGCCGGCAACAAUGCCGGCGGCUGGCAGGAAAAGGACAAACCCAAUCCGACCGACGAGUCCCCUUCCCAACAAAAAGACAACAAGAGCACCACCACCUUCUCCAUGUCGGAAGUCAAAACCCACAACUCGUCCGAAUCGGCUUGGAUCGUCGUCCAGAACCAUGUCUACGACUGUACUCCUUUUCUCAAAGACCAUCCAGGCGGCGCAGACAGCAUUCUCAUCAACGCUGGCACAGAUUGCACGGAAGAGUUCGAGGCUAUCCACUCCGACAAAGCCAUUAAAAUGCUUGAGGACUACAAAAUCGGAGACUUGUUGAUCCUAAACGACAACAAGGACGCAACGUCAUCACCCAAAGCAGUUACUCAACACGUGGCUCUGAUCCCUCGUGAGAAAAUCCCGGUGAAAUUGAUUUCGAAAACUACAAUUUCUCACAACACGAGAAUUUUCAGAUUUGGUCUUUCUUCGGAAGAUCAAAGAUUAGGACUACCCGUUGGAAAGCACAUAUUUUUAUGCGCCAAUGUGGAUGGGAAACUAUGUAUGAGAGCCUACACACCGUCAAGCGCCGUUGACCAAACGGGCUACUUCGACUUAGUCGUAAAAAUCUAUUUCAAGAACGUUCAUCCCGAUUUCCCCAACGGUGGCCUUAUGUCACAGUAUCUUGACUCGCUCCCGUUGGGAUCAAUGGUGGAAGUGAAAGGCCCAUUGGGCCAUAUAGAGUACAUGGGGCGCGGCAACUUCAGAGUCAACGGAAAGCCCAGAUUGGCCAAGAAGCUUGCCAUGGUGGCAGGUGGGACUGGGAUAACGCCUAUAUAUCAAGUGGUGCAGGCGAUUUUAAAAGAUCCGGAGGACGAGACGGAGAUGUUUGUUGUAUAUGCGAACCGGAGUGAGGAGGAUAUUCUGCUUAGGGAAGAGUUGGAAACAUGGGCGAAGGAGAAUGAGAGAUUGAAGAUUUGGUAUGUGGUGAAGGAUGGGGUUCAAGAAGGGUGGCCGUACAGUGUGGGAUAUAUUAGGGAAGAUAUUCUGAGGGAGCAUAUUCCGAUGGGGUCACCACAGACUUUGGCUUUGGUCUGUGGGCCGCCUCCCAUGAUUGAGCUCACAGUUAAGCCCAUACUCAAGAAUUUGGAGUAUGAUUUAGAAGGUUCCUUGUUGGUGUUUUGA
This is a messenger RNA of Cucumis sativus (cucumber), 2622 nucleotides long. It is a transcript of the gene NR3, whose product is annotated as nitrate reductase [NAD(P)H]-like. Gene Ontology annotation, molecular function: molybdenum ion binding; heme binding; molybdopterin cofactor binding. Gene Ontology annotation, biological process: nitric oxide biosynthetic process; nitrate assimilation. Lineage: Eukaryota; Viridiplantae; Streptophyta; Magnoliopsida; Cucurbitales; Cucurbitaceae. The record is from RefSeq and is marked provisional.